Messenger RNA from Necator americanus (New World hookworm), 1335 nucleotides. RefSeq lists its product as uncharacterized. The coding region runs from base 1 to 1335 and encodes 444 amino acids. The record is from RefSeq and is a predicted model, not a curated record. Lineage: Eukaryota; Metazoa; Nematoda; Chromadorea; Rhabditida; Ancylostomatidae. The transcript is spliced from 4 exons.
AUGUAUGGCGCAGUGUAUGGUUUAGCCAGAGCGCGUCAUCGUUCAACGUUGGAUAUGGAGCACACCAAGAUCGUUAAGGGAGCUGAUGGAGCCGUUCUGCGCCGCUCUGGUCAGAUCCUGGAGAGGUGGCGAGAGUACUAUAAUCACUUGUGUAACGAAGGGUUCUGUCAUGCUCCCAUCCCAACUGUUCCCAGCGUCGAGGGUCCUGUUCUACCAAUUACUGCCGUUGAAGUCAGUGCUGCCCUCGCAAAGAUGAAGUCGAACAAGGCAACCGGUCCUGAUGACAUAUCUGCUGAUGUCUGGAAGCUGCUAGGAGAUCGAGGGUCCGUGUGGCUCGCAACUCUAUUUAACAAGUUCGCAGAAGGACGGACUCCAGACGUUUGGCCUAUACGACUGCUGUGCCAUACGAUGAAGGUUUUUGAGCGUGUGCUGGAAGCUCGUCUGAGGAAAACUGUUAGCGUUUCACUCAACCAGUGCGGCUUUGUGAAGGACCGCAGCACUAUAGAUGCUAUCCAUGCUGUCCGUAUCCUUUUGGAGAAACAUCGAGAGAAGAACCGCAGUGUGCAUCUUGCUUUUCUCGAUCUCGAGAAAGCUUUCGACCGUGUCCCACAUGAGCUGUUAUGGAUGUCCAUGAGGUCGCAUAGAGUACCAAAAGAAUAUGGGCGGUGGACGAAGCUGCUUUAUGCGAAGCCUACCAGGGUUGUACGAUGUGCUGCUGGAACAAGCAGGCCAUUCCCUGUACAAGUAGGGGUUCAUCAGGGUUCAACCCUCUCACCUCUGCUGUUCAAAUUGUGCAUGGACACGAUAACGAAGGAAAUCCAGAAGCAGCAUCCGUGGACUCUACUCUUUGCCGACGAUGUCAUGCUCGCGUCGGAGUCUCGAGAUGUUCUUCAGAAACAAGUACAGUCUUGGAAGGAUCAGCUGCAGCAAUAUGGAUUGCGCCUCAACACAUCAAAAACUGAGUACAUGGAGAGCGGACCAAGGAUAGAGGAUGGUUCAAUUCGUGUCGAUGGCACCGAAUUAAACAAGGACGGUUGUGCGUCCUGUUGCCCUUUACGGAUGCGAGUGCUGGCCGACGACGAAAGCCUUGGAAAGAGUGCUGCACGCUAUGGAGAUGCGGACGUUGAGCGAGAGGAAGAUUCCGUUGCCAAAAUCGCUCUGAAGCUCGACGUUUCAGGAGUGAGGCCGCGUGGGAGGCCAAAGAUUCCCUGGUUAGACCGUGUGAAGUUGGAUAUGAUAGAUGCACGUUUGUGUACGGCUGAUGCAAUGGAUAGAACCAAAUGGAAGACAAGAAGCAGAAAAGCGGACCCUGCAACAACGCGGGACAAACGCUAG